Molecule: messenger RNA, 1773 nt
Organism: Fonsecaea multimorphosa CBS 102226
Lineage: Eukaryota; Fungi; Ascomycota; Eurotiomycetes; Chaetothyriales; Herpotrichiellaceae
Exons: 1
Coding region: 1-1773 (590 amino acids)
Source: RefSeq, a predicted model, not a curated record
AUGCCGCCUCAGUUCUUAUUCGUCAAUAAGGACGCCGCCAGCGCCUCGUUGACCCGCAGCGAUGCCGCUGAACAGACAUCCAUCAACUCUCAUGUCCAGCGUGGUCGUCGACAUCGGCGCUCUGCCACCAGCGCCAGCCGCGCCGGGAACAGGGCGAGGAAGAACGCUGCUCGAGGAGGUGCAGCUGCUUCUUCGCCGGAUCCUGUCCUCGCCGACUUGUCGCCAUCUCUCCCAUCCGUAAAGAGUGAGCCCGUGCAAGAUGACACCGGCGAUCAGAUACGUCUACCUUCUCGACCGUCUCCGCGUGCCAAAUUCGCCGAGAUAGCGACACGGGGAAAUCCCGGGUCAAAAGCCCCGGUUCGCAAAAAGGCUUCCAAGCCGCAGACACCCAAGUCGCCCGCGAAGACUUCUGUGGAGAAUGCAGUGGUGUUGCUGAAUUCUCCGCGCGCCGUGGCAUCUCCUCAGGAUAUCACUCAGAUCACCUCGACCUCUCUCGACCCCUUUGGCCAAUCGGUCGUCAAACUUGAUCCACAUGUCGCAAGGCUCUGUCGCUAUUUCUGCGAAAACUUCCAUCCGAGCGUAUGGCACGCUGAGAGUUGGGCCUCUCGGGGAGGGUCGUACACCCACAAAACUACCGCUGUGGAGGUCGUUCGAAGAGCCAUGCAAAGUGAAGUUGAAAUGAAUGCCAUGCUAGCCUGCAUGUCCGCCAGAGUCGAGAACGUGGACUUGGUCCCGGGUCAGGGAACGGACAAGUACAUGGCUAAUGCUCUGAAGGCAGUGCGGCGACGCUUCAGUUCUGCUCCAAAACAACAAUUGCUUUUAAUCGUCUUUCACCUAUACGCGGCGGAUGCCUACCGGCAAAACUAUCAAGCAGCGAAGAUACAUAUGCAAGCAGCAAAGGCGCUCUUCGAUUCUUGGGGUGGCCUACACCAUGUGCCAGACCCAGCGUUGAAGGAAUUGUUCAUCAUCGGGGACGGGCAUAUGUCUGCUGUUCUUCUAGAACCUUGCAGCUUGCCAUGCGAAUACGAUCCUGGGCCGUACUGGGAUAUCACGCCGCCUGAGCUUCAGCUUGCUCCCCGACAAGAUUUGAGCCGCUCCGCGCCAGCUUUGCAACGCUUAUGUCUUCACGGGCAUUUUCCGAAGGAAUUGGUGCAGAUCAUACAAGAGACGGCGGAAUGCUCGUGGGUGUUACAUCAUGCACCGCUUGGAGCACCGGAGGCGUCAAAACACGCCGCGAGAUGGCUACAGUGGCGUCACGCAGCUGUUCGAUAUCGACUCCUGGCCCUGGAAUAUCCAGGUACUAGCCUCGACGCUAUCCGCGUCGGAUUGCUAAUGUGGAUACUGACGUCUAUGGUGAUACUUGGGCUAAAGCGACUAGGAGGCCUGAUUGCACCAAAGCUGCGUACGAUUUUCUGGUCAGUCGACGAACCACAUGGCCAGUGGGAAGGAUUGGUCCAGCUAAAGACAUGGGUGCUUACAAUCGGCGCCAUGUGUUCUAUGGUUGGCAGUGAAGAAGAAAGGUGGUUCAUCGAGCAGCUCUUUGAGAUUGGAUUUGUCGAGCAUAUUCGACGGUUCCAGGAGACGCAUCCAGAUUUCGACACCCUAGAUGUGCUGAAGAACUUUCAAGAGAAGUUUUUUUACUAUCACCCUAUCCAACGGCUCAGGCUCGAAAGGUUGGCGCGCAUCCUCAGUGGUGGAUCGAGCGAGACACCCAGCUCGGGUUCGCAGAGCAGUCCCAGUGAUCUGUCGCGGAAAUCAGGAUCUCCAGCAUGA